Messenger RNA from Drosophila innubila, 2772 nucleotides. It is a transcript of the gene Mad, whose product is annotated as protein mothers against dpp. NCBI's taxonomy places the organism in Eukaryota, Metazoa, Arthropoda, Insecta, Diptera, Drosophilidae. The coding region runs from base 226 to 1779 and encodes 517 amino acids. The transcript has 4 exons. Gene Ontology annotation, cellular component: heteromeric SMAD protein complex. The record is from RefSeq and is a predicted model, not a curated record. Gene Ontology annotation, molecular function: RNA polymerase II cis-regulatory region sequence-specific DNA binding; I-SMAD binding; DNA-binding transcription factor activity, RNA polymerase II-specific. Gene Ontology annotation, biological process: cell differentiation; anatomical structure morphogenesis; BMP signaling pathway.
GUAAAUGCUACUACGGCUGCAGUGGCGCCUUUGUGGAGGGUCUCCGAUGUCUCAUAUAACAUUUGGAUGCUGAUUUUUGUUUUUGAUUUCUGCAGCUGUGCGUGUGCGUGCUGUAUAAAUAAAUAAAAAUAAUAUCUGCAAUCUUUGCCAUAAAAGUCAACCGCAAACGGGAAGAAUACAACCAUCGAAGAACUUGAAGAACAUCUCCAUCGUAUCUCUUCCAACAUGUACUAUCCGCCAGCUGAUAGUUAUACCGGUUAUCGGUUAACUCCACCCCAAAGCAAUCAUCAUCCGCACAAUAUCAACAACAGCAGCAACAACAACAACAAUAACAUUAACAACAUAAGCAACAACAACAACAUCAACAACUGCAGCAGUAGCAGUCACAACAACCACAACAACAGCAACAGAAUGGACACAGAUGAUGUUGAAUCGAACACAAGCAGUGCGAUGUCCACAUUGGGCACAUUAUUCUCAUUCCAAUCGCCGGCGGUAAAGAAACUUCUUGGCUGGAAACAAGGCGACGAGGAGGAGAAAUGGGCCGAAAAGGCUGUCGACAGUUUGGUUAAGAAGCUUAAGAAACGUAAAGGCGCCAUCGAGGAGCUGGAACGUGCCCUUUCCUGCCCCGGACAGCCAUCCAAGUGUGUGACCAUACCACGAUCAUUAGACGGAAGAUUACAGGUCUCUCAUCGCAAGGGUCUGCCACAUGUGAUCUACUGUCGUGUGUGGCGUUGGCCAGAUCUCCAAUCGCAUCACGAACUGAAACCGCUCGAAUUAUGCCAAUAUCCGUUUAGCGCCAAACAAAAGGAGGUCUGCAUUAAUCCGUAUCAUUACAAGCGUGUCGAGAGUCCCGUUUUGCCCCCGGUUCUCGUUCCACGUCACUCGGAAUUUGCGCCCGGACACUCGAUGUUGCAAUUCAAUCAGAUGGCUGAGCCGAGUAUGCCACACAAUGUGAGCUACUCGAACAGUGGCUUCAAUUCGCACAGUCUCAGCAAUAGCAACACAUCUGUGGGUAGCCCCAGUUCGGUUAACUCCAAUCCAAAUUCACCAUAUAAUAGCCUAGCGGGCACACCGCCCCCCGCCUACAGUCCAUCGGAGGAUGGUAACUCUAAUAAUCCCAAUGAUGGCACACAAAUGCUCGAUGCCCAAAUGGGAGAUGUUGCCCAGGUUAGUUAUUCGGAGCCAGCUUUUUGGGCCUCCAUUGCCUACUAUGAGCUCAAUUGUCGAGUCGGUGAGGUCUUCCACUGCAAUAACAAUUCGGUCAUUGUCGAUGGCUUUACGAAUCCAUCCAAUAACUCUGAUCGCUGCUGUCUCGGCCAGCUGAGCAAUGUGAAUCGCAACAGUACCAUAGAGAAUACACGCCGUCAUAUAGGUAAAGGCGUUCAUCUGUACUAUGUUACCGGCGAGGUAUAUGCCGAGUGUCUGUCCGAUUCCGCCAUAUUUGUCCAGUCGCGUAACUGUAACUAUCAUCACGGCUUUCAUCCGAGCACCGUAUGCAAAAUUCCGCCCGGAUGCUCGCUAAAGAUCUUCAACAAUCAGGAAUUUGCUCAACUGUUAUCGCAAUCGGUGAACAAUGGAUUUGAGGCCGUUUAUGAGCUAACGAAAAUGUGCACAAUACGCAUGUCCUUUGUGAAGGGUUGGGGUGCCGAAUACCAUCGACAGGAUGUGACCUCAACACCCUGCUGGAUCGAGAUCCACCUGCAUGGGCCGUUACAAUGGCUGGACAAGGUCCUAACACAGAUGGGAUCGCCGCAUAAUGCAAUAAGCUCCGUAUCCUAAAGACAAAUAAUAGAAAACUAUAACUAACAGAAGGAUAUAGUAAGAGAAAAAUGAUAGAAAAAAGAACUAGCACACACACAGAAAGUAAGAAGUUUUAAGAGAUACAUGGAAAGUAGAUGAUAGAUAACACACUAUGUAAAAGACGUAGAAAAAAGUAAACAGAGAAUGAGGAUAUGCGCUUAGCUGAGGAAAGGACAAAACAUAAAUGAAUAUGAACUAAAUGUGUGCGUGUAUAUGCCUUAUAUAUAGAAUAUAUAUAUAACCAGAUUUAUAUAUAUAAAAAAAAACAGCUACUCAACCCGCCUCUCGCCCAUAAACAUACUUAUAUAGUUUUUAGUUUAUCGUAUGAUUUUCAACACGAAUGUCAUUCCUUAUGCAACAACAAAUGAAAAUGAAAUUUAACGAAAAAGAGAAUAAAUAUAUUUGAUCCAUAUUUGGUUGAUCUAUUAUACACAACAAAUAUUAUAAUAAUAAUAUUAUGCCCAUUGGCAAAUGUUGUUUAAGUCUAUUUCAAGUGCUACUUAUGUGUCAUUGCGAAUUGCUUUAAAAGAUUGCGAAGAAAACAAAAAGAUUUCAAAAAAUUACUAUAUAUUAAAAUAUAUACAUAUAAUAUACAUAACUCUAUAUAUUUACCACUUAAAAUACCAUUAGAAUAUGUAGGGCAAGUUUUAAACAACUUUUAUGCAAUACAUUUCUUAAAAUGCGCAACACACACCACAAAAAAAGUUAUGUUUAACUAAUUGAUGAUCUUGUUUAACUUUAAGUACAACUUUGAAAAACAAAACAAACAAAAACAAAAAACACAAUCAAUUUAAUUUGAAUCAUAUGCUUAGUUUAGUUUUUUUAGUUUUGUUUCAUUUUCAACAUUUUUUUUUGCUGGUUUUUUGAAAAAAACACAUGAUUUUUUAUUGUUUAAUGCUAAAUUUGUGCCGAACCAUUCUUAUAAGUAGAUGUAAUAUCAUCAUUUGAAUAAACCGUUUUGCCUUAUCAGUU